This is a messenger RNA of Stegastes partitus (bicolor damselfish), 2950 nucleotides long. RefSeq names its product cyclin L1a (gene ccnl1a). Gene Ontology annotation, biological process: regulation of transcription by RNA polymerase II. Bases 70 to 1710 code for a protein of 546 amino acids. The record is from RefSeq and is a predicted model, not a curated record. The transcript is spliced from 10 exons. Gene Ontology annotation, molecular function: cyclin-dependent protein serine/threonine kinase regulator activity. NCBI's taxonomy places the organism in Eukaryota, Metazoa, Chordata, Actinopteri, Pomacentridae.
GCCCCGCUGUUCCGCCGUCCUCCUGUCGAGGCUGAGCUGUCGCUGGUAACUGCUGUUGUUCAGGUGAACAUGGCCGCGGGUCCUCUUUCUGUAUCUUCCAACGCAUCCACUAACAACGAUGGCAUCCUCAUCGGUGACAAAGUUUACUCGGAAGUGUACCUCACGAUAGAUAACUCGCUUAUACCGGAGGAAAGGCUCUCGCCUACACCGUCGAUGCUCGACGGCCUCGACCUGAACACGGAGACCGACCUUCGCAUCCUGGGAUGUGAACUGAUACAGUCGGCGGGUAUUCUUCUCCGGUUGCCCCAGGUGGCGAUGGCGACGGGGCAGGUGCUUUUUCAGCGUUUUUUCUACUCCAAGUCAUUCGUCAAGCACAGCUUUGAGAUUGUUGCUAUGGCUUGUAUCAACCUGGCCUCCAAGAUUGAAGAAGCGCCACGACGAAUACGAGAUGUCAUCAAUGUUUUCCAUCAUCUCAGGCAGAUGAGAUGCAAAAAGACUCCAAGUUCAUUGAUACUUGAUCAGAACUACAUUAAUACCAAAAACCAAGUCAUCAAAGCGGAGCGGCGGGUGCUGAAGGAGCUGGGCUUCUGUGUGCAUGUCAAGCAUCCACACAAGAUCAUUGUCAUGUACCUUCAAGUCCUGGACUGUGAGAAGAACCAGACACUGGUCCAGACCGCCUGGAACUACAUGAAUGACAGCCUGAGGACGAAUGUGUUUGUGAGGUUCCAAGCUGAGACUAUCGCCUGUGCCUGCAUAUACCUCGCUGCCAGAGCCCUGCAGAUACCACUGCCAUCAAGACCUCAUUGGUACCUGCUGUUCGGAGCCAGUGAAGAAGAGAUUAAGGAGAUCUGCAUCACCACCUUGAAACUUUACACUAGAAAGAAGCCUAACUAUGAGCAGGUGGAGAAGGAGGUGGAGCGAAGGAAGGUAUUCUUGGCAGAGGCUAAACUGAAGGCCAAGGGCCUGAACCCUGAUGGUACCCCUGCACUUUCCACACUUGGUGGUUUCUCUCCUGCUUCCAAACCCUCCUCCCCAAAUGUGGUUAAAGUAGAGGAAAAAUCUCCGAACCCCCAGACCCUCAAACCAAUUAAGAAGGAGCCAGACAACCGGACUCAGCUGAACAAAAGCCCACACAAUGGGUUAAGGAAGGAAGUAAAGAUCGGGAGAAACAGUAGGAGUGGAAGUCGGUCUCGUUCAAGAACGCGUUCGCGCUCCAGAUCCCGCUCCCCUCGCAGACAUUACAACAGCAGACGAAGUCGCUCAGGGACCUACAGCUCUCGUUCACGUUCUCGCUCACACAGUCGCAGCCCAUCGCCUCGGCGACAUCAGCCCUCACCCCUCCUACCCCACCUCAAGUCCAAGUCCAGCCACCAUGGCAAUAGUGAUUCCAAGCCCAGCGGUCGUCACAGCAACAGCGGAGGUGGAGGAUCUGGCCACAAGAGGAAGCGAUCGCGGUCUCGGUCACGAUCCCGCACUCCAGUCAAAGUAGACCGGGACCGAGACAGAGAGAGGGAGCGGGAGAGAGACAGAGACCGCAGUUCCUUUGACCUCUCAACCAAGAAACACAAACAUGAGCGUGGCGGUGGUCAUCGAGGAGAAAGGAGGGAGAGGUCUCGGUCCUAUGACAGGGACAGAGAGAGGGAGCGUAGCCAUAAGAGCAAACACCACAGCAGUAGUGGGCACUCAGGACAUGGCCGCCAUCGACGCUGAGAGUCCCAGCAACAGACUAGCUCUGAGGCUGAUGGUCACCGAAGUAUUUUGAGUAUAUGCAAAACAAGAUCAGGUUGGACAUGUUCUCUGAGUAGUAUUUGCUGACAUGGUCUGUUCAUUUAAUGCCAGCUGGAGUAAAUUCAGCAGAAACAUUUUGCAAAAUUAAUAUGGAAGUUAACCAUAUAUCUGCUGUCUGUACAGUCAGAUGGCAUUGUUGACAUGUCUCUUUUGGGAGACCAAGAAUUUGCAAAAAAUUUCAACACUAAGCACUCUGACUGUAGCCAAAUGCGAAGAGUAACUGAGAACAUGUCAUGUCUGAUUGGAUUUUUGAUAUAUUACAAGCCUUAUUCUCACAUAGUUUGGUUUCUGGGUUUCUCACAUGCAUCCCAAAGCGGACUAUUCAAAUUAUAUAAUUAACCUGGUUUUCUUUAUUUCCUUCAUUGUUGUUGAUGUAAGUCAAAGAAAGCAUUUUGUAACAUUUAUUUUUGUUUCAGUGGCAACAUUGUAUCUUUGAGUCUCAUUGCACAGCAGCUCAUCUGCAGAGGUGGUUAAUAGUUCUGCAUCUGAGGAACCCAGACUGCAGCAGCAGCUACCAUCAUGCUCUGUGGGUAGGUUUGUCUAAAGAGCCUUUUUUCACCUGGUCAGAUAACAUCAGUAGGUCAGGAAAGGCACCAGUGCACAGUGACAUCAGCCCAGGCCUGUCAUCGUAUUUUCCCAUGAUUCCUCCCUCCCUCACACACACACAUCUACAACCAACCAUCUAGCCUACCCUUGUGUUCUUAGUUUUACAUGUAAAGUUAUGGACUUUGGGGAAAAAGGAACUUUUUUUACAGUGUAAAGUUGGAUUGAUAUCCACUGACAAAAUGUGAAUGCUUUGAUUUAUAAAAGCGAACAGCUCAGUGGAAGGAUUGAAUGAAUAAAUGUAAAAUAAAAAUGUCAUUCAGGAAAGAUCAAUAUGUUUGCACAGUAGGGAACUGACAGGCGAGUGGUUUUUCGUUUCUUUUUUUUAUUAUUAUUAUUGAACAGUGUAUGUUGCAAAAGCCGUAUUUUGUACAGUUUAAACAAAAAAAAGCAAAUUGGUUAUAUACUUUACGAUUUUUUUUUCUCCUUUAUUUUUCCAGCAGGGAACGCAGACUUGGUUCAAAAUAUUUUUAGGUUUGUCAAUUUGUUACACUGGUUUUUAGUCUGCACGUGUUCAUGUCCAACUUUUAUUCAAUAAUAAAUGAAUUACGCCACUGAA